UUCUCCGCGUUAAAAUCCAAAGGAUAGUUGAAUACAAUUAAUUUACUGUCGGAUCGCCAUCUAUUCUGAUCGAAGCUAGCUAGGUAGAUAGUCAGCGAGGAACGGGUUGACUGUUAGUCUCGUGCGUCUCGCGUAGGGAGCAAUAUGGCGAAUAUGUCUGUGAUAGGCGGACCUUCGUUACGGAUAGCUGAUAUUCCACAUGCUGCGUAGAAAUCGCACGUCAGUAGAGAAGUCGGAAGCAUGGAGCUGCUCCGUACAGACACCCAUUUCAUCUUCGUGAAAGAGAGGUACAGCCUCUGGUGUGACAAAUACACGGGAGAGUUCUCCGCUAAAUCGGAUUGGGAAUGGGCUUCCCCGAAGGAAUUGGAAUGCCUUGGAAUAUUUUAUGGAAUUGUUGGGAAGAUAGAGCAGCCAUGCGUGCUAGAGCCACGUUUGAUGUUGAUCAAGGAGGUUUCACCAGCUGGAGAAUUGUACGGGGGUCAUAUUGUAUACAAGAUCAAAUCGAUCGCGUUCCUAAAUAUUGGCAGUGAGAACAAUGACAUUGGACUUCUACCGUGUAAGAAACAUCAGAAUUUACCAAAGAAAAAAAGUCAAGGCGGCCUGUUCGAUGUCCCGCAGAAGGCAGCCUUCGCAAAGACAUGGGGAACCAUCAAGAGUGCGACAAACACUAUAAAAAAUACAACUCAACAUGCAGCUGCACUUGCUACAUCGCAGGUGAAAUCUACCGUGAGCAAGAGAAGCAUUGUUAAAGACAAGGAAAGAUUUGACAAAAGAAUCUCAGAAGAGUUAAACAAAAUCUUCACUGAAACUGAUUCCUUUUAUUUCUGUUUAACUGGUGAUAUUACCAACAGUCUGCAAAGGCUCUGCGUCUCAGAGUCUCAGCAGGAUGAAGAAGGGCGAGACAAACCACUUUGGCAAAGGGUGGACGACAGAUUUUUUUGGAACAAGCACAUGUUGCAGGAUAUAAUUAAUCUAAAAACAGACAAUGCAACCUGUUGGAUAUUACCGGUUAUCCAAGGAUACGUGCAGAUAGAAAAGUGUAAAGUAGAAGUAGGCAUCGAUGAACAUCCUCAUCAUGAAACCUUCAACUUGGCAAUUAUAUCUAGAAGAAGUAGGUUCCGCGCAGGGACGAGGUAUAAGCGACGCGGUGUCGACGAUGAAGGAAAAUGUGCAAACUAUGUAGAGACUGAACAAUUGGUUUGGUAUCAUGAUCAUCAAGUAUCAUUCGUUCAAGUGCGAGGCAGUGUGCCUGUCUACUGGUCUCAACCUGGCUACAAAUAUAAGCCGCCACCACAUAUAGACAAAGACGAAGCAGAGACUCAGGUAGCGUUUGAGAAACAUUUUACCGAGGAGCUCGACCUGUACGGCCCGGUUUGCAUCGUCAAUCUCGUAGAGCAAGCCGGCAAGGAGAAGAUAAUUUGGGAAGCUUACAGUAAUCACGUAAUAAAUUACAACCACCCAGACAUAACGUACACGAGUUUCGACUUCCACGAAUAUUGUCGAGGAAUGCAUUUUGAAAACGUGUCUAUCCUGAUCAAUGCAUUAACAACGGUAUUAGCAGACAUGGGUUACUGCUGGCGCGAUAAGCAAGGCACAAUUUGCAUGCAGAAGGGAGUGUUUCGGGUGAAUUGCAUAGAUUGUUUAGAUAGAACAAACGUUGUUCAAACCGCUUUGGGUAAAGCCGUGAUGGAAAUGCAGUUUUCAAAGCUAGGACUAAUACCGCCGGACGGAACGCUACCGACGAAUAUGAGACAAACCUUUCAAUUACUUUGGGCGAAUAACGGCGACAUAAUCAGUAAACAGUAUGCCGGUACAAACGCUCUCAAGGGUGAUUACACAAGAACGGGGGAAAGAAAGUUUACCGGUUUAAUGAAAGACGGCAUGAAUUCUGCGAACAGAUACUAUUUAAAUCGCUUCAAGGAUGUCUAUAGGCAGGCCACGAUCGAUAUGAUGUUAGGAAAUUCGGUAAAUGAAGAAGUGUUUCAAGAGCGCACCGAGGAACAAGAGGACAAUGCCGCGACAGCGGUUCACGUGAAAUUGCUGAUUGAGGAUUGCAAGAAGUUACUUAUACCAGACCCAGAAGUAAUUUUAGGCAGCUGGGGUCUAAUCGACGCUGAUCCUGUAACGGGUGACUUAACGGAGACUGAAAUGGACACUAUUCUUAUAUUAACGCGGGACAGUUACUAUGUCGCCGAUUACGACGACCAAAUCGACAAAGUUACAAACUAUCAAAGAGUACCGCUCGAGGAUAUCGUGCUAAUCGAGUUCGGUCAACCGGAGAGCACGGUUUCCCUUUUCAAAAACAAACAGUUCCAUUGCAUUCGAAUAAACUACAAAAUGGCAAACGAGUGCGGCUACUUCCAUAUGUUCCGCAGUACAAACUUACGGUUUUUUAAUAACAUGGCAGUCGUCAUAAAAACCGAGGAAGAAAGUAUAGAGUCUUUAAGAUCUAUCUGCGAAGCUAUCUCGGUGGCGCUGGAAAUAGCCAAUCUACCAAAGAUUCCUAUAGCGAUGAACGUCACUUUAGAUAAGCGGAAGAGUAAGUUAGUGAACAGUAGAGGAACCACCACGGGUCUCCUGGAUAUCACGUCAUUCCCAGAAUUGACUAGGAACGUCUCGGAGACGCAGUUACUAGCUCUUAAAAGUGCAGGAACGAAAGCUUUGAGCAACAUGUCGGAACAAUUUAGCAAACUGAAUAAGUUGAGUCAUAGCUUUAGCGCCAGAAACCCGAUCGACAUAGCUAAGAGCAUAGGUAGGCGGUCGGAAGGAGGACCUUCCAAGCCUACCUUCACCGUGGGAAAUAGAGAUAUUUUAGGCACGGUGCAAGGGAAAAGUAAUAGCGGUAGUAGCAGCAGCGACGAAGAGGACAUCGGUAUGCCUGCAGGUCCUCUAGAGAAGCCAGAUAACUUCAUUCAUGAUAAGAAUCUGAUGGAGGCUUACACUCCGUCUAUUGGCAUCAUAAUGGGCGUGAAAAAUGCAGACGUAGUGCAUACUGAAGACAGCGAAGAGGGAAGCUCGUCGAUGCGACCUAACAAGCUGUCCGAAGAGAGCAAGAGUGACUUGCACGUACCGCAACCGAGUGGUUCUUUAAGUACCUCUCCACAAAAGACGCCAGAAAUAACUAUACAAAACACGACCGAGGACAAGGAAAGGAUGCUCCUCCCACCGUCAUCGUUAAGCCUUUCGAAAAAUAUCAGUCAUUCGACCGGAGCGGUCGACAGUAAACUAAUACUUACUAGUUCGGAUAGGAAUAAAUUGCAAACGGAGAGCAGAUUGCACGAUAAGAAGAGGUCUACGUCGGAACAAGACUUAACUCUUAGCAUCACUUCUUCCCAGAGCGAAUCCGCUCUGAAAUCGAUAAAGACCGACGUAACGCACGUCUCGAAUCCCGUGGCAUCUACCACCAAGGAUAUUCUCUCGCCAUUCUCGAAAUUCGCUAAAGGCGUGCAAACGCUGGGGGCAAAUUUAGACCCCAGGAAAUUGAAAACAGGUCAAGUAGGAUUAUCGAGGAACCUUUCAGAUCAUCACAUGGAGCAACGUCAAAAAUUGCAGGAGAGAUGGGGUUCGUGUCAGUCGAAAUUAAUGGCAUUGUAAACUUUUCGAAGAUAGUUUCCGAAUCUAAAUGUCUACAUAGCGAAUAACCCGAGUAAAAGAGUCACGCGACUUACAAGUACUUUUCCAUUGGAAAUUUCUGAAUAAAUCUCUUUCGUUAUCAUUAGCAUUUUCUAAUCCAAAGUUCGCACGUGUUCGACAUAUUUUGAUUAGUUGUUCAAUUUAAAUUACUGCCAUUUCGCUAGCAAAAACACUGCAUAAAGAAUAAUGAAUAAUCAUUGAGAUCCUUUCUAUUUACUACAUAUUUACACAUAUUCUUUCACGUGUGAAGAAAAGUCACUUCCUAAAGUACAAUGUUGUCAAUAUUUAAUCUACAGCAAAUCCAUUUGCGCGUUUUCUAUUACUCUACAUCGAUCAGAGCCGACGUGCUCUUGACGCCUACACGAACUGACUAUUCGCAAAAAAUGCUUUCGGCGUAUUUAUAUGAAAUUUUCAUUACACCAGCCUUUGUAUGGAUUUUACCAAAACGAAUCCUAGCAUUGCAUUUAGAUAUUAGAAACGUGGAUUUACGAAGAACUGGAAAAAAGCGAAAAAUAAUCGUGUAUGCUUUUAAAAUGAAAUUUAAUCCAAGCAUUCUCGGGAGCUCUUAUGCUUGCUGCAUAAUCAAAUUUUUCUGAACUUUAAUUGCGUUCCAUUGUAACAUAUGUUGUUAGUUUUCUAUUUUGUAAACUUUUAGAUUCAUGUUGUACGUGGCACGUUUGUAUAGAGGCACAUAGAGUGGAAAUCUGUUUAUGCAGCAAGCUUAAACCAAGAAGCUUUGUAGUCAAUUAUGUAUAUACGAAGAAUUGUUUCACGUUAGUGUAAAAAAAAAAA
This is a messenger RNA of Ceratina calcarata, 4425 nucleotides long. RefSeq names its product phosphatidylinositide phosphatase spermathreecae (gene sp3). The record is from RefSeq and is a predicted model, not a curated record. The transcript has 12 exons. Gene Ontology annotation, cellular component: clathrin-coated endocytic vesicle; early endosome. The coding region runs from base 241 to 3594 and encodes 1117 amino acids. Gene Ontology annotation, biological process: regulation of endocytic recycling; phosphatidylinositol dephosphorylation. NCBI's taxonomy places the organism in Eukaryota, Metazoa, Arthropoda, Insecta, Hymenoptera, Apidae. Gene Ontology annotation, molecular function: phosphatidylinositol-4-phosphate phosphatase activity.